CUCUUGACCGUGACAACUUAAGAAUUGAGCACGCCUUCAGUCCAAGAAUGCGGGUCGAGUACCGUUAGGGUUUUUCGAUGGUAUGCAAGGCGGCAAUAUUCAUUCCUCCGCAUCGCACGGUAUCCAUGACCCUUCUCCCGGUACCCAUCCCCAUCGUGCUCUCACAUCAUCUAUAAAGAUUUCACGCGCGCUCCUCGGUCACCUUCCAUUGUUCUUUCCUCGUUCUCACUCCCCCACCAGCGAAGCAACCGAGCUCCAGCAACGCUCGAGGCUAACUAUCUUUUCUCCUCGCAGUCCUCACACCGUUGACGUUGCUGGAGUACAGGACAGAAAAGCACUGUAUGUUGCUCGGCGUCCAGAACACGAAAAGGCGAAAUACAUGCAGCAGCAGCAGCAAAGCCAAGCUCAAGGCCAAGCACAGGCACUGCCACCGCAAAUUCAGCCCACCGGGGUAUCAACGUCCGCAACACCUCCUGCUACUGGCCCUACGACACCAGGUGCAGCAGGUACGCAGCCACCACUCAUCCCAUUGUGGGCUCGUCUCGUGCUUUUUCUCUGUUGUGCAUCGUCUCAGUAUGCUGAUGGUCAUUAAUACUUCAACAUAUGAACAACUAUUUCAUCUUUGUUUCUGGGCUGCACCAAGCAGCAGAGCCUCUGGGUGGAUCCUGACAACAUGU
Suillus discolor is the source of this 677-nucleotide messenger RNA. RefSeq lists its product as uncharacterized. The transcript is spliced from 3 exons. The coding region runs from base 83 to 592 and encodes 169 amino acids. The record is from RefSeq and is a predicted model, not a curated record. NCBI's taxonomy places the organism in Eukaryota, Fungi, Basidiomycota, Agaricomycetes, Boletales, Suillaceae.